UCAUGUGCAGGUCAUCAUCAUGUGGGGAUGACAGGGACAUUGAAGCGUCAGAGGAGGAGGCCGGACACCGUGCAGGUGGCUGGGUCUAGGUUGCCAGACUGCUCACACGCUUGUGGCUCAUGCUCCCCAUGCCGUCUUGUGAUGGUUAGCUUUGUGUGUGCAACGCUGGAAGAGGCUGAGACAUGUCCAAUGGCUUAUAAGUGCAUGUGCAACAAUAAGUCCUACCCUGUCCCAUGAUCAGCCUCUCUCCUACACUUAUUUUACGCAUUCAACCGUUUUGUUUUCCUUUUUUCUUCUCCGGGUACAUGAGAUGUGU
This is a messenger RNA of Camelina sativa (false flax), 316 nucleotides long. Lineage: Eukaryota; Viridiplantae; Streptophyta; Magnoliopsida; Brassicales; Brassicaceae. The record is from RefSeq and is a predicted model, not a curated record.